AGCAAAAUGUCGAGUCAAGAGAAGUCUGUGCAGGAGUUUGUAGCUGUGACUGAUGUUGACGAGGACAGGGCCCGCUUCUUCUUGGAGUCCGCUGGUUGGAAUUUGGAGCUUGCACUUGGUAGUUUCUAUGAAGAUGGAGCUGAUGAUGACAUUGUAUCAUUGCCUCAACCUGACGGAGGCUCCUCAGUGUCCAGAUCCACUGGCCCAAGCUCUCAGCAUAGAGUGACAUCAUUCAGCGAUUUGAUGCACGAGGCAGAAGAAGAGAGUGAUGAAGAGGAAGGUCAGAGGUUCUUUGCAGGGGGAUCAGAGCGCAGUGGGCAGCAAAUAGUAGGGCCUCCUAAAAAGAAGAGUCCUAAUGAUGUUGUCGAAGAUCUAUUCAAAGGGGCCAGAGAACACGGAGCUGUGCCUUUGGAGCGCAGUGGGAAGGGGGCAGGAGAAUCCAGCAGAGCCAAAGCCUUCGAUGGAGGCGGUUACAGGCUGGGAGCAGCUACCGAGGAGGAGUCAACAUAUGUUUCUGCUGGGAGACGCGAUCCCAAUGCUUUACAGGAUGUGCAUGUGGUACUGAAACUCUGGAAGACCGGUUUUAGUCUGGAUGAUGGCGAACUCCGAAACUACAAUGAUCCUGGCAACGCUCACUUCCUUGAGGCAAUCCGCAGAGGGGAGAUUCCUUUAGAGCUGAGGCAACGUUCUCGGGGCGGCCAGGUAAACCUGGACAUGGAAGACCACAGGGACGAGGACUUCAGCAAACCCAAAAUAGCUUUCAGAGCCUUUGGAGGGGAGGGACAAAAACUAGGAAGUGCCGCUCCAGAAUUGGUUUCAGCCCCUGCCACCUCUCAGCAGGACCAGGCUGCGAACGAAGCCCAAGCCAGUGCCUCUGUGAGCCUGGACACCUCCCAGCCUAUCACGAACAUUCAGAUUCGACUGGCAGAUGGCGGCAGGUUGAUUCAAAAAUUCAACCACACCCACAGGGUGUCUGACCUGCGGCAGUUUGUGGUGACGGCCCGGCCAACCAUGGCCGCCAGAGCGUUCGUUCUGAUGACCACCUUCCCGAACAAAGAGCUGGCGGACGAGAGCCAGACGCUGCUUCAGGCCAACCUCCUCAAUGCUGUCAUUGUACAGCAGCUACAAUGA
This is a messenger RNA of Nerophis lumbriciformis (worm pipefish), 1131 nucleotides long. The record is from RefSeq and is a predicted model, not a curated record. NCBI's taxonomy places the organism in Eukaryota, Metazoa, Chordata, Actinopteri, Syngnathiformes, Syngnathidae.